Molecule: messenger RNA, 1474 nt
Organism: Colletotrichum navitas
Lineage: Eukaryota; Fungi; Ascomycota; Sordariomycetes; Glomerellales; Glomerellaceae
Product: ThiJ/PfpI family protein
Exons: 7
Coding region: 333-1127 (264 amino acids)
Source: RefSeq, a predicted model, not a curated record
AAUGUUUCGGACCGCAACACCUUUACACACCUCCAAACUCGGCCGGAAACUUUUUUGUGCCGUUUGUUUCGUUAUCUUCCCCUCCCGAAGGUCGGAAAUGCAUGCAUGCACUAGGUUUCCGGCGCUGCGACUCUCAAGAACACAUUGGCUUGUUGGUGUUCAAAGGACCCUUGAACAGAGUUUGGCCCUGAUCAACAAUCAACCUGAGACGGCCUGGCCCCUCGACUAGUUGAACGCGUAAUGUUUCGUACCAUCUCGCCGGCGUAAUCCCAACCUCGUCGUCACUACCCCAGAUAUCCACAAUUGCUACAGGGAAACAUCGACUUUGUACAAUGAUCAAAGUCCUCAUCAUCAUGGCCGACUACGGCCACGACCCCACAGAGGUCGCAGUCCCCUACCAGGCUUUCAAAGAUGCAGGAUUCCACGUAAACUUUGCGACCGAAACAGGCAACCCACCCCGCUGCGAUAGCCGGAUGCUCGAGGGCAUCUCCCAAAAAUUCCUGGGUGCUGCAGCUUCCGUCUUGAAGAUCUACGAUGCUAUGACCAAGUCCCCGGAAAUGCAGAACCCGCUCUCUUGGUCCUCCCCCGGCUUCACCCUCAACCACUUCGACGUCGUGCACAUACCCGGGGGCCAUGACAAGGAAGUCAGGCAGCUCCUGGACUCGGCCUCUGCUCAGAAACUCCUUGCCGACCACUUCCCCAAGACCAAGAAGCCCGGCCGCAAGGUCGUCUCCUCCAUCUGCCACGGCCCGCUGCUGCUCUGCAACACCAAGGGCGAGGACGGCAACAGCGUCCUCUACCAUUGCAAUACGACUGCCCUCCCCGCCUUCUUCGAGGCGUCGGCCUAUCACGGUACCAGGCUGUUUCUGGGCGAGUACUACAAGACGUACGGCGCCGGCUCGGAAAACGUCGAGACCGAGAUGCGCAAAGCACUCAAGGAUCCCAGCCAAUUCAAGAGCAGUUGGUUGCCCAACAAACCUUUUGUCGUAGAAGACACCGAGUACAAUUACGUCAGCGCCCGGUUCCCCCCCGACGCGGCAAAGAUGGCUGAGAUGACAGUCAACCUGGCCCACCUGGUCCAAAGCUUCGAGGAUAAUGAGUCAGUUGGCGCACAGUCGCAGCACUAAACCUUCUUGACGCGCGUUUCGCCUCUGGGAGAUUUCUCUCCGGGAUGUCUCUCUCAGGGAGCUCGCAGAUAAUUAAUAGUCCGAGAACCGACUGCGGUGUUUUAUGAACUGCCCGUUGUUUCCACUAUAUAGGACAGCCCACGACCGGAAGGGGGGUCACGCGCCAGAAUUUAGACACAGCGCAUAAGCUCUUACAGCGUGUGUGUGGUCCAGAACGAACCGGUUUCUCUGGACAUCGCCACAAUGACAUCUUCCCGUGGGUGAAAGCAAAUCCAAUGGACAGCUGGCGUAGUUAAGCUUAACAACAUGUUCUUUUCUAGUUUGGUGGACCCCCCCCCCCCCCCCCC